CAAUGGUAUCUUGCAUUGUUUGUCAACCAUCUGGAAACAAGAAGGAUUACGUGGUCUGUACCAAGGAGUGACUCCAAAUGUUUGGGGUGCAGGUGCUUCUUGGGCCUCCUGUACUCCCCAAGAUCUUCUCUGGAGAGUUGGAGUCCUAUCUAAGAUUAUCGGUUCUAUCAUACAAGACUGCAUGGGAGAGCAGAAGCAGCUACAAUGCAAUUAAAGCCAACAAGACAGAGGAUAAGAUGGAAAACCUUGGAGCAAUUGAACACCUAGUGUCAGCAGCUGAAGCUGGAGUGAUGACUUUGUGUAUUACCAACCCAAUAUGGGUAACCAAGACUCGGCUUGUGUUACAAUAUGACGCCGGUGCUGACCUCUCAAAGAAGCAGUACAAAGGGAUGUUGGAUGCUCUUAUUAAAAUAUACAAGUAUGAAGGUAUACGUGGGCUAUAUAAGGAAUUUAAAGCUUAUAAAACAAACCAUACUUUCAGGGAAUGGAGAAGAAACACUUGA
Protobothrops mucrosquamatus (brown spotted pit viper) is the source of this 503-nucleotide messenger RNA. RefSeq names its product mitochondrial folate transporter/carrier-like. Gene Ontology annotation, biological process: nucleotide transport; folate import into mitochondrion. The transcript is spliced from 5 exons. Gene Ontology annotation, cellular component: mitochondrion. Gene Ontology annotation, molecular function: FAD transmembrane transporter activity; folic acid transmembrane transporter activity. Bases 78 to 503 code for a protein of 141 amino acids. The record is from RefSeq and is a predicted model, not a curated record. NCBI's taxonomy places the organism in Eukaryota, Metazoa, Chordata, Lepidosauria, Squamata, Viperidae.